GGAGUGGUGGCAGCAGCAGCAGUGCGGGGGUGGAGGGCAGUCCCAGGGGCAUGCAUGUGAGUGGCGUGGGCGCCACGGACUUGGCCCUCGCGGCGGCCACGGUGCUGUCGCAGCCGCAGCACUGCCGGGAGGUGCACACGCUCUUCACGGACGGCAACAGCGCCCAAAAGACAGCCGUGGAGGCUGCAGCGCUGGAGGCGGCCAGGGGGAGGCUUGCCCGGGCGAUGGGUGGAGCAGCAGGUGGGGGGGUGGGGGCAGCAGCGCCAGGUACAGCCCCAGCCAAGCCCAGUGCGGGCACUGCUGCCGCUGCAUCUGCUGCGGCGUGCCAGCGUGCACGGGAGCCGGUGAACACGCACCUCGUGGUGGCUGCCAUCACGUACCGCGCUGCUGCCCUCCUCCAGUGGCUCCGAAUCUACGGCUCAGAUUCCUUCUCGAGAAAGCACUGCUUCGAUUGCAACCCGCAGGCAUGGUCCGGCCCAUGCGCCAUCCGCUUCGGGACCUUCCGAGCCUGCUGGUCAGGCUCGGCGUCAUCCUGCAGCCGCUGGAGGGAGGAAGCUUUUCCUGGGAGUGGAAGGAGUGGCCGGAGGGCAAUGAAGCUGCUAUGAAGCUUCCUGAUGACCCGAGCACGCGGUGCUUCCUUAUGGGGGUGGUGGAGGCGAGGAGAGCUGCUGGCAGGCCCAGCAGGGGGCGAGGCGGCAGGACCAGAUGCCGGGGAGGGGUGAGCAGCGCUCUGCCAGAGCGUGUGGCGGCGGGCCACAGAGGGCUGCCCAUGGUGCAGUGCACGGCGGACGUGGACUUCCUCCAGCACGCGCUCAGCCACACGGUGGCACCGCUCGCGUGCGCGCACUGCAAGGCGUGCUUCGCCGCCUUCACCGCCGCCGUGCCCCUCAUCGCCCUCGUCGCCGCCUUGGCCUUCCGCCCCGCACAUGCGCUCGUGCAGCGCGUGGCGGCCGUGAUUGCGCCGCACUCCUCCGCCUUCAACGACCUGGCGCAGAUGUUCUUCCUCCUGUGCCUCCCCCCCACAUGCCUGGCGCCAUGGCUCUGGCGCUCCUGGAGGAGCAGGCAGACGAGGUGCCGCUGUCGCUGCUACUGAGCGUGGCCAUGGUGUGGCCCAAGGCCGUGUUUUGAGGCGCCUCAAAGCUGAGCGUGGCCAUGGCGUGGCCCAACACCGUGCUGCGCAUCCCCGAGCUGCAUGCCGUGCGCAAGGACGAGGGCGUGGCGGGCCAGCGGGCUGCAGAGAAGGCGCGUGAGAAUGAGAGGAGGGA
Molecule: messenger RNA, 1265 nt
Organism: Closterium sp. NIES-67
Lineage: Eukaryota; Viridiplantae; Streptophyta; Zygnematophyceae; Desmidiales; Closteriaceae
Source: the annotation of a GenBank genome assembly